Molecule: messenger RNA, 2699 nt
Organism: Drosophila obscura
Lineage: Eukaryota; Metazoa; Arthropoda; Insecta; Diptera; Drosophilidae
Gene: ZnT63C
Product: zinc/cadmium resistance protein
Exons: 7
Biological process (GO): detoxification of zinc ion; zinc ion transmembrane transport; intracellular zinc ion homeostasis
Cellular component (GO): membrane
Molecular function (GO): zinc ion transmembrane transporter activity
Source: RefSeq, a predicted model, not a curated record
CUGUACAUAGGAACAGCUGUAACUUCUCCAAGAUGGCCAAGUACUCGGGAAAGAAGUGCCGCCUGCUCUCCAUGAUGUGGCUGACGGCAUUCUUUUUCUUUGUGGAAAUCAUCGUUGGAUAUGUGACAAACUCCAUGGCUUUGGUGGCCGACAGUUUUCAUAUGCUGGGUGACAUUGCCGCAUUGGUUAUAUCAUUUCUGUCAGUGAAGAUGUCACCGAAAAAGUGGUCGAAGAACACCUUUGGUUGGGCCCGUGCCGAGGUUCUGGGUGCUUUGGUCAAUGCCGUGUUUCUGGUGGCGCUCUGCUUCAGCAUCACCAUUGAGGCGUGCAAGCGAUUCAUUGAAAUGGAAGAGAUCCAUCAGCCCAAACUCCUGGUUAUUGUUGGUGUUCUGGGACUGCUCGUCAAUUUGAUUGGACUGUGCCUGCUAUAUGAGCAUGGCGGACACCAUGGACACUCGCAUGGCGGCGGUCUCACGCGCAAUCACAGCCGCCUCACCGAAUUGGCCAACAUGGACGAGGGCGAGGGCGAUGAUGAGCAGAAUGAUUAUGCCUACGAGAAGCAAAAGGAGAAGAAACAAAUUAAGAAAUCCAGCCAUGGCCACAGCCAUGAUCCUGGCUCGAUGAACAUGCGCGGCGCCUUCUUGCACGUACUCAGCGAUGCCCUGGGAAGCGUCAUUGUGGUCAUCAGCGCUGUUGUGGUGUGGACGACCAAAUGGGAGUAUCGCUACUACAUGGAUCCCGCUCUCUCGAUUGUGCUGGUGGUGCUCAUUCUGCACUCUGUGUGGCCAUUGUUGCGUGAAUCCGCCUUGAUUCUGCUGCAGACUGUGCCCACGCACAUCCAGGUGGAUGCCAUACAGAAGCGUCUGCUGGAGAAGGUCGAUGGAGUGCUGGCAGUGCACGAGUUUCAUGUGUGGCAGCUGGCAGGUGAUCGCAUCAUUGCCUCUGCACACAUACGCUGCCGCAAUCUGUCGGAGUACAUGAAAAUUGCCGAAAAGGUCAAGGAGUUCUUCCACAAUGAGGGCAUACAUUCCACCACCAUUCAGCCAGAGUUUAGCGAAAUCGAGGCCUGCAACAUGUCCGAUGGUACCUCCAGCAUCAACAUGAGCGGCUCCGAUUGCUGUGCCCUCGACUGUCCCACCACCGAUGAGGGCUGUGUCAAGGCCACUUGUUGCCAAAAUAACAAUAAAUUGAACCCACUGCCUUCACCCACCAAUUCGCCUUAUCUGUGUCGUCAGCGGAAUGCAGCUCGUCAGGCUGGCGAUGUGGAGGCUGGCUCGCUGCUGGAGGCGGCAACGUCCAAUGGGAACCCAGGCGCUGCGGCCGGGGAAGUUAGCGACUCCCUUGCCAUUGCGGCGACAUCAACGCCAAAGAGCGAAUUAGUCUGACAACAUCCAAAGCAAGCGCACCAGCAACAGCCGCAGCAACCGCAACCGCAACAUGUAGUACACUUUGCCACGACCAAGCCAACAGCAACAGCAAAAGAAAAAGAAAAAGCAACAAAAUCAGCCACAAAACCAAAAGCAAAAGCAACAGCAGCAGCAGCAAAAGCAGAAACAUCAUCAAUACGUGAUAUAAUGUGCGAGCCAACAAGCGCCAACAACAAAGUAGAAGUGGCUUCCAGCAGUGGGUGUGUCGUGGGUGGUGACGCCGGCGGGAACAAUCUGUCGUCGGUGACUGCCCAGCGUCGACGAGAGCUUCAGUUGCGCGCCGAACAACAGUUUGAGGAGCAGGUGACUGUGACGCCUCUGAGAAGCCGCAACGGCGAUGAGGUUGCCCUCUAAUUGGGAGCCCAAGCUGUUUAAUUAGUUAGUUAGGAGACUGGUGCUGCCAUGCCACUUGGUGCAGUAUUUUCUUGUGUUUCAGUGUUUUUGUAUCCAUUAUUUGUUCUUAGUAGAAUUUAGGCAUAAAUGAGAGAAGGAGUAUAGCAUAUAUUGAUAGACGAUAAAUGGAUAGACCAUAGGUGCAGUGCUGGCUGAUGAUUGUUUGCUAGUUUAAUUGAAAAAUCAAAUCAAAAGCAAAAACCACACAAUUGAAUGGGGGCAGCGAAAGUGUUUGUGGGGAGUUGUGCGUGCUGUUUUUAGGGGACAUAUUUCGUUUCAUUCAUUUUACUAUAUAUAGAGCAUACACACCUAUAGCAGCAUAUGUUAAUACCUAAUCGAAGAGUGUAGUUAAUUCAACAAAUAUAGUUAUUUAAGUUAAACAAAAAACAACAAAACAAAACAAAAAAGUAAACGUGAGCCCAACCAAACCAGAGAAAUACACAUAUGUACUACAGAUACGUUUUUUACAUUUUGAAAAGUUUAUACCGUCGCAAAAAAAAAACACAUGAAUUAUUGUAUUCAAUAUACAUAGUUAUAUAUAUAGUAGGGUAUAGUAGGUAUCCAUCUACGGCUUAGUGAAUGACUAAAAGACAGUUGUACUGUCUGUACGCGCACAUCCAUCGUAUGCAUUCGCAUAUGGCAUGGUAUGGUUAGGGAUUCGUUAGUUAGGGAUAGUGUCUCUUAUUCUUAGUAGUUGUAAUGCUAUUUGUAAAAAGAGUUUUUACCGCAACCCAAGAGAAACUAGUUUCUAUUUAAUUUUAAUCGUAUCGAAACUUUAUAAUGAAUAUACAUCAUGUAUUAUUUUAUGAUCUGCAUUCACUCGCAACGCAAGUGUGCAAUAUGUUUGUAAAUAAACGUCAAACAUAAUCGAUCAACGGA